Messenger RNA from Pestalotiopsis fici W106-1, 1722 nucleotides. RefSeq lists its product as uncharacterized. Gene Ontology annotation, molecular function: transmembrane transporter activity. The record is from RefSeq and is a predicted model, not a curated record. Gene Ontology annotation, biological process: transmembrane transport. The transcript is spliced from 5 exons. The coding region runs from base 1 to 1722 and encodes 573 amino acids. Lineage: Eukaryota; Fungi; Ascomycota; Sordariomycetes; Amphisphaeriales; Sporocadaceae.
AUGAUGGAGAAAUCAGAGUCGACAAGAGCGAAUUCCCCAAAUGGGGAAGUCCGCGUCGUCAAUGUUCGUGCAAGCAGUGGUUCCGACACGGAAGUCCAUGACAACUUGGCAAAACAAGAAGAAAAGAUGUCGCAAAAUGGCACAACGACGCCACCAGCCGCCGAAGUCGUCUACCCCCAUGGCAUGCAGCUCUUUUUGAUCAUGGCAUCAGUCAUGUUGAACCUCUUUCUCGCUGCCUUGGACCAGACCAUUGUUGCCACGGCCAUACCCAGCAUCACCAACGAAUUCCACGGUCUGGAAAAAGUCUCCUGGUACGGUUCCGCAUACUUCAUGACCUUUGCCGGCACCCUCGCCUCCUGGGGCAAGGCCUACCGCUACUUUCCCGUCAAAUGGGGCUACCUCCUGGCGCUCUUCAUCUUUGAGCUGGGCAGCCUCAUUUGCGCCGUGGCGCCCAACGCCAACGCCCUCGUGGCCGGCCGCGCCAUUGCCGGCGUCGGGUGCUCGGGCCUGGGAUCGGGCGCCUUUCUCGCCGUGGCCCUGGCCGCCGAGCCCCGCCGACGCGCCAUGCUCAUGGGCAUCCUCGUGUCAAACUAUGGCAUCGCCGCCGUGUGCGGGCCCCUCAUUGGCGGCGCCUUUACCGCAAACGUCUCGUGGCGCUGGUGCUUUUACAUCAACCUGCCCAUUGGGGCCGUGUCGGCGCUGACGACGCUGUUUUCGUUUCGUCUACCUAUUGAGCCGGUCAAGGCCCCUUUGCGCGAGAAGCUCUCGCAGCUUGACUUUGGCGGAACUAUAAUUCUCAUGGGUGCCGUGAUUAGUUUUAUCCUGGCACUCCAAUAUGGAGGCCAGACCAUGCCGUGGCGCAGCAGCACUGUGAUUGGGCUUCUAGUCGGCUUCGUCGUCAUCUCUAUAGCCUUCUUCGUUUGGGAGAUAUGGCGAGGCGAGCGUGCCAUGAUCGUCCUCAGGCUCUUGAGAAGACGAGUUGUCUGGGUGUCUGGGACUUUUCAGUUCUUCUUUGCGGCGACUUACUUUAUUUCUCUUUAUUACCUCCCAGUCUUCUUCCAGAGUAUAGAAGGCGUCAGUCCAUCCGAGUCGGGUGUGCGCAAUUUACCCUUGGUCUUGACGCUGGGUGUGGCCUCCAUCGCGUCGGGCUUGGUCAUGUCCAAGUUUGGCCACACCAUGCCCGUCAUGGUGGUCGGUGGCUCACUGGCAACCAUUGCCUGUGGCCUGUUCUAUCUGCUCGACGGCAACUCGCCCUCGGGCUACUGGAUCGGUUUCCAAAUUAUUGGCGGUGCGGCUUGGGGCAGUACCUGGCAAUGUGGUGUCGCCACGGUGCAAAGUGCGAGUGACAUGGCCGACUUGCCACUUGUCACCUCUCUUGUAUUAUUAUUCCAAUCACUUGGUGGCACUUUGGGACUCUCUGCUGCCCAGUGUGCCUUUGACAACAAGCUCAUUGAAACCCUGGCCCAGACCGUUCCAGGCAUUGAAGCAAGUGUCGUGCUCGCGACAGGAGUCACAGACAUCAGGGCAUCCUUCGCCCCCGACGAGGUGACCGGGAUCCUCUUGGCAUAUCUCGCCGGACUUAGAGUGGUCUGGGCAAUGUGCAUCAGUUUCGGCGGCUGUGCUGUCUUGCUUUGCUUCUUGGGCCCUUGGAAGAGGCUGCACCAGGGAGGCGCGCCCCAGAAGAGUGCCGAAUCUGGAGAUGAGAAAACUUCGGAUGUUUGA